GCGGCGGCUGUGGCCAUGCGCGGGACCGCGCGGCUGGGGCCGCCGGGCCGGGGCCGCCUCACGGGGGCGGGCGGCCUAAGGGCUCUGUUGCCGCCGCUGCUGCUCCUGCUAGCGCUGCUGCCGCUGCUGCCCGCGCCAGGCGCCGCCGCCGCCCCGGCCCCGCCCCCUGCGCUGCCGCCCGCGGCCGCGGGGCCCAGCGUGAGCCUUUACCUGAGCGAGGACGAGGUGCGCCGGCUAUCGGUGAGUCUUGAUGCAGAACUUUAUUAUGUGAGAAAUGACCUUAUUAGUCACUACGCCCUAUCCUUUAACCUGUUAGUACCCAGCGAAACAAAUUUCCUGCACUUCACUUGGCAUGCAAAGUCCAAGGUUGAAUAUAAGCUGGGAUUCCAAGUAGACAAUUUUGUGGCUAUGGAUAUGCCCCAGGUCAACAUUUCUGCUCAGGGGGAAGUUCCACGCACUUUAUCAGUGUUUCGGGUCGAGCUUUCCUGUACUGGCAAAGUAGAUUCUGAGGUUAUGAUACUAAUGCAGCUCAACUUGACAGUAAAUUCUUCAAAAAACUUUACAGUCUUAAAUUUUAAACGAAGGAAAAUGUGCUACAAAAAACUUGAAGAAGUAAAAACUUCAGCCUUGGACAAAAACAGUAGCAGAACUAUUUAUGAUCCCGUACAUGCAGCUCCAACCACUUCUACGCGUGUGUUUUAUAUCAGCGUAGGGGUUUGCUGUGCAGUAAUAUUCCUUGUAGCAAUAAUAUUAGCUGUUUUGCACCUUCAUAGUAUGAAAAGGAUUGAACUGGAUGACAGCAUCAGUGCCAGCAGUAGUUCCCAAGGGCUGUCUCAGCCAUCUACCCAGACGACUCAAUAUCUGAGAGCCGACACACCCAACAAUGCAACUCCUAUCACCAGUUAUCCUACCUUGCGGAUAGAGAAGAAUGACCUGAAAAGUGUCACUCUUUUGGAGGCCAAAGCUAAGGUGAAGGAUAUUGCAAUAUCCAGGGAGAGGAUAACUCUAAAAGAUGUACUCCAAGAAGGUACUUUUGGGCGUAUUUUCCAUGGGGUUUUAGUAGAUGAAAAAGAUCCAAGUAAAGAAAAACAAGCAUUUGUAAAAACAGUUAAAGAUCAAGCUUCUGAAAUUCAGGUGACAAUGAUGCUCACUGAAAGUUGUAAGCUACGAGGUCUUCAUCACAGAAAUCUUCUCCCUAUUACCCAUGUGUGUAUAGAAGAAGGAGAAAAGCCCAUGGUGAUAUUGCCUUACAUGAAUUGGGGGAAUCUUAAAUUGUUUUUACGCCAGUGCAAAUUAGUAGAAGCCAAUAAUCCGCAGGCAAUUUCUCAACAAGACCUGGUCCACAUGGCUAUUCAGAUUGCCUGUGGAAUGAGCUAUCUGGCCAGAAGGGAAGUCAUCCACAAAGACCUGGCUGCUAGGAACUGUGUCAUUGAUGACACACUUCAAGUUAAGAUCACAGACAAUGCCCUCUCCAGAGACUUGUUCCCCAUGGACUAUCAUUGUCUGGGGGACAAUGAAAACAGGCCGGUUCGGUGGAUGGCUCUUGAAAGUCUGGUUAAUAAUGAGUUCUCCAGUGCUAGUGAUGUGUGGGCCUUCGGAGUGACACUGUGGGAGCUCAUGACUCUAGGGCAAACACCCUACGUGGACAUCGACCCGUUUGAGAUGGCCGCGUACCUGAAAGAUGGUUACCGAAUAGCCCAGCCAAUCAACUGUCCUGAUGAACUAUUUGCGGUGAUGGCUUGUUGUUGGGCCUUAGAUCCAGAGGAGCGGCCCAAGUUCCAGCAGCUGGUACAGUGUCUCACAGAGUUCCAUGCCGCCCUGGGGGCCUAUGUCUGACUCUACACUCACAGCCCUGCAGCAUCAGGAGGAAGGUGCCUGUCACGGAUGCUUCAUACACCAUGCAGCACCAGCGGAAGCACAUUUGUCUUCCAGAACAUCGUGCCUUAGGAACGCUUUUAGAAUCUGAACUUUUUAAGACAGACCUAAUGAUGUGGAAUAUUUUAUAGAUAUCACUUUUAUUAGUUAAACUGAAAAGGUUUUUGUAAAUUUUUUGGCCAAAAAUUUUUUAAACAUAGUUAACUUUGGACUAGGGGUACAUUCUUACAGAAUAAAUAAACAGUUUUUAAAAUUGUUUAAACACAGAUAUUUGGAAUAGCUUAUCUUAGUGCCAUCUGCUUUUUAUUUUUUGACUUCAUCAAGGUAAUGUAGGUGACUCACCUUUAAAGUUUUAAAAAUAUUUAUCACUAGUCUUGGGAAUGGUUUGUCUUCAAGAUAUAGUACUUUUUCUUAGGAAAAGAAAAAUAGAAAAAGAUGUCAGUUUGCCUUGAACAGGAAAAGGCAGUAUUGGAGGAAGAAAACUUAAAGAAAAGCUAGAGGGAGAAAGAGAAAAAUACUUACUAGAAACCGAAACUAUGCUUUUGUGGAAAAUUGUGUGGUUUUUUGUUUUUUGUUUUUGUUUUUGUUUUUAAUGAAAAGGUGUUCUACUUUCCUAUUUGGGGGGAAGUAGGGACUGAGUUCUUUGAAGUAUCCUAAAUUUGGCAGAAACUGACAUUUCUGUGAGCCGCAAGUGAUUUGGGGCAGGUCAGUAGUAAACAAUGGUAGUUUUAUUUAUUUUUACUCUCUGGAAAAGGAGAUAACAGAAUUCCAGAAAGUGAAAUCCUGUUUCUAAGACUAAGAAUCGCUUUUAUUGCACCUAGAAUAGUGCUAUGCACAGAAUGGGUGCUUGAGUUGUUGUGAGUAAAAAAUGUAAACUGGUAAAUUUUGUACUAUCUUCAAGGCUGGCUUAAGUAUAAAAUUGUUUUUUUUUUAACACUUGAAAAAUUAAAGAAUUUGUUUUAUAUUAUGACAGUAUUGAAAAUAUUGCUCAUAAUGAAUGAAUGAUUGUGGCUGAUAAGUCUUUGAACACCCAACAGCUGGACAUCCCUGUUUCACUUCAUAGGUGUCUCACUCAGGCUCCCAAGCCCUAAUCCAGAUACAGCUGACUCUGCUCAGCCUCCAGGUUUUAAUAAAAAGUUGAAAUUAUUAUUACACAGAAGUAUUACAGCAAUGAAACUUUUAUCCAGAGCCAUUAGAUUCAGGAUGUGUAUAUAUUUCUCCUUGGCUAUAGUCGGCCUAAGGCAGUGUUGAAUGGGCCUUUUAAAUAGCUAAGCCUAUAGCUCCCAUCCUUACAGGUUCAGAGGAGAGAAUGUGUAGCAGCUGGAGGCUUUUGCUGUUCUUACAGGAGCUUUAUGGAUCAGUAGCACAUGUGGAAAAAUAGCUCACACAGUUCAUGCUCUGCCACAAGCAGGCCAAGAACAUGAUCUUUCUGUGUGCCAUUUAUUAACACUGGUUCUUUGUUAAAUACUCAGCCCCCUGAGGGGCUGGCUCUUUUUAAAGCUCUUUGAACUGUGUGAGUUACAGAUGUUUUUGUCCACAACCUACAGUCUCAGAAGGCAUUCAGUCAGUAAAUAUUUACUUAGUGUUUAUUAUGUAUUGAAUGCACACGGGGUGAGUGGUUCAACUCUAGCAUCCCUUCCAACAUUCAGUGCAUUUUUUUAAUGUGUUCAGGUUAGUGCAUUUAGAUACCAGAGUUCUGUGUACAAGAUCAGUUCAAAGAAAAAAAUACUGUCGGCUUCUAUCCCAAAUUAGCACGUAGUGAAAGGUGCUCUCAGUUUGCUUGGAUAUGUGGUGCUUUUAACCAUAUCUCUUUGUUUGUAAGCUGUUUUAUUUUAUGUAUGUAUAUUUGUUUGGAAAGUGGUUUAAGACUCUAAAUAGAUUUUUCUUGCGGAAC
Molecule: messenger RNA, 3769 nt
Organism: Sus scrofa (pig)
Lineage: Eukaryota; Metazoa; Chordata; Mammalia; Artiodactyla; Suidae
Source: RefSeq, a predicted model, not a curated record